UAGUUCGCUUUUAAACAGGAAAACAAUCCAACUAAAUGGAAAGUCGUGCUUACGCUAACAGGAAAUCAGAUACAAGGCAAAAAAGGUAUGGGGUAACUAACGAGCAUCGCCGAGGAAAAAUCACUAGAGAAAUCUGCGACUUCGUGGCAGUUCCAAAGGAUCUCAUGGGUUUUGUGAUUGGCACGAACGGAAGUUCGAUAAAACUAAUAGUGAGGGAGUCAGGAGCACGACUCACUUCAGACACCAAUCAGGGUGGCUUUUCAGUCAGCGGUAAUGAAGGGCAACGCGCACGUGCAAAGCAACUCAUCCAUCAAAGAAUGGAGGAAGCCCAGACUAAAAAUAGGAGGAAAGUAUAUCCCCGACAAUUUGUGAAAAUUCCGAGUGAAUUCGAGAAUCUCGUGAAAGGAAAGGGAGGAGACAAUCUUCAUAACAUUUGCACAGUGACUGGCGCAAAAGUUCUUUCUCGAGGAAAUAAUUCCUUUGAACUGAAAGGAAAAAAGAAAAAUGUACAGCAUGCUGAGUUACUCAUGAAACGAAGAGUGGCCUCAGCGAGGGUCAAACCGGACAAGAUGUGCUGUUACAUUGACGACAGAAAUCUGCCGGGGGGUUGCGAACUACAACUUGUGCCAGUUGAAGAAGAAGACCGCAUGGUGUUACCAGGAUCACAUUCACAACACCGGCUGAAACCGUCUGAGGAACACGAAUUGUUUCAAGGAGCAUGUGGUCGAGGCGAAACCGUUCCAAGCUAUCAAAACGACCUUGUAGCAAAUGCACUUGAAUGUUUACACAAGAUCAAACGUGGAAUUGAGUCAAACAAAUUUCACGAAGCAGAUUUGUGGUGUCACAUCGGGACCGUUAUCAUCCGAGACCCUGAUGAAGCGGAUGUUGGAGAAACAUGGGAUAUUCAGGAAGCAGUUGACAAGCUCAAGAAAAGGAAUUGGCGCCUUGCGUUCAAGGAAGGUGUGCAAAUCAGCAAACACCUGCUACAGGAGACGUUUGGUUCACCAAAGACAGACGAGGAUUAUAUGUCAAGAUACGAUCUAAGUUUUAUUACACCUCAAGGCAGAUCACUAAGAUGUAAGGUGUGGGUUGCAAACCAAGAUGUGCAAACAAAACUAGAAGAAAUUCCAAUUCCUUUCAGUGACAUCAAACAUGUUGUGGAAGAACUUCAUUUCGAAGAUGAAUUUACCAGGUCACGAUGUCGAGGAUGGUUGGUUCUGCCAUCGCAAAAAUAUCUCCAGGCUGACAUAAUUUUUCCCGGCUGCCAAGUCGAUUGCAGGCUCAUGAUAAGACCUAAAACAUGUACAGCCAUUGAAUUAAAUAACAGUAGAGAUGAAGCAGAACAAGCAAAGGCAUUAGCUGAUUUUCUGUCCAGGAAGUUAACAUUUACAGUAACUGAUGGAUUGCAUGUGCCUAAAAAAGAGCUACCGACGGGAUUAUUAUUCAAACAUAUGCGCUGCUCCCGUCGAACACUGUAUGAACCCCGAGAAGGAUUCACUUUGAUAAUUUCUGAAGAAAGCACUUGGUGUAGUGACGUCAGAGGGGAGCAGAACAGAGAAACAACUGAUCUCCACCUUGGUCGAGAAGAGUGGGACCGUGCUCUCGCUGGUAAAGACUGGGAACCGGAAAUGAUCGCCUCCAAACUGCCUGAGUUUCUCCAGUUUGUUUAUCAGGUUCAAGAUUUUCUAACAAUGCAUAACCGCAAUAUAUAGAGGAUGAGCUUUGGAAAAGACGGAACAACUUCCAGCUCUAAAGUUUUCUUUCAGCUUAGUUAUAUGUUACUUUCUAUAUCAUUUGUUUAAAGCGAAAAAAAAAAAAACAGAAAAAUUACAAGUCUCGGUAAUGUUCACGGAGGAACAGAAGAAGAUUUUACCUUAAUUGAACAAUUUUCACUGAGAGAAUCCAGUCUUGAUACUUUUAGAAAAAGUACUUUUUGGCCACUGGGUUGCUGUGACAUGGCGUUCAUUGUGUCCAUUGCUUCGGAUUGCAAAUUCGUCUCUCUUUCUUUUUUGAGUUUUUUAAUUUUUGAUCUGUUUAGUUGCUUAUUUGUUAAUUUUUAUUUCUUUUGUUUUAGCUUUCUCCGUGUUAUGGGUGAUUGCAACGUCAGAAAUUAACAAAGCUCAUUUUUAAAACUUA
Messenger RNA from Stylophora pistillata, 2136 nucleotides. RefSeq lists its product as uncharacterized. Lineage: Eukaryota; Metazoa; Cnidaria; Anthozoa; Scleractinia; Pocilloporidae. Gene Ontology annotation, molecular function: RNA binding. The record is from RefSeq and is a predicted model, not a curated record.